AUGGAUGACGCGUUCGUAUUGCUGGCCGCGUGGAGGCGAACCAACCCCAGUAUGAGUGUCCCCGACAGACUCGGACACACCUACUCCGAGGCCGCCGUUUCCAUUACAAUCACUUCAGUGACUAAUUUCCUGUCAUUUAUGAUCGGAACGAUAACACCCUUUCCAUCCGUACGAAUCUUCUGCAUCUACACAGCGGUGGCCGUACUCUUCACAUACAUAUAUCACAUCACAUUCUUCGGCGGUUGUAUGGCUUUCUUCGGCAACGCCGAGAAACGCAAUCUUCACGGCUUGCUAUGUAUACCCGUUUUGCCCAAGUCUUUAGCAGAGGGAAAGGGAUUUUUCUUCCGAAUGCUGUGCACGGGAGGGAAGAACCCGUCGGAUCCGGACAACCCUAAGGACAAUAAGGAACACGUAAUGAUGCUCUUCUUCAGGGACGUGUUGGCCGUCUCUCUCAACAAAACUCCCGUCAAAUUGUUUGUCAUAUUCAUGUUUUUGGUGUAUUUGUCGAUUGGUAUCUACGGCUGCACAAUGGUUAAGGAGGGACUCGACCGACGGAAACUGUCUCGCGAUGACUCCUAUUCCGUCCAGUUCUACGACUACGAGGACCGCUACUUCAGGGAAUACCCCUACAGAAUACAAGUGGUCGUCAAUGAGACACUCAAUUACGCCGAUCCAGACGUCCAGAAGAAGAUUGAAGAUAUGCUCCAGAAGUUUGAGAGGAACCACUUCGUGGCCGACAAAGUGCUCACCGAGUCGUGGCUCAGAGCUUACCAGACAUUCCUGAGCCAAGAGGACAGCUUCCUCUUCCUUCAAGCACUCAAUAUAUCGGAUCAGUUGGACUUCAAUCGUGGUCUGCGAGACAUAUUCCUUCACUUCCCGCUGACUGAGCCCUUCCGGAACGACAUAGUGUUCAACGACGACGGCUCUGAGAUAAUCGCCACGCGUUAUAUAAUUCAGACCAAAAACAUAAUCGACGCCAAUAUGGAGAAAGAAAUGCUAAUCGCUUUGCGAGACAUCGCCGACAGCUUCCCAUUUCCCGUCACUAUAUUUCAUCAAUACUUCAUUUUCUUCGACCAGUUUGUGUUAGUCCGGAGUAUAUCCAUACAGACCAUAUCAGUGGCGGCGGCCGUAAUGAUGAUCAUAUCGUUGAUAUUCAUACCGUCGCCGUCGUGUGCCAUUUGGGUCGCCUUUUCCAUCAUCUCCAUAGAGAUCGGUGUAAUCGGUUAUAUGACUCUAUGGGGCGUCAAUUUGGACUCCAUAUCCAUGAUUAACUUAAUUAUGUGUAUCGGCUUUUCCGUCGACUUCUCGGCCCAUAUCUCUUACGCCUACAUCUCCUGCUAUGAGGACGACCCCAAAGAAAAGGUCAAAUCAGCCCUCUAUUCGCUGGGUCUACCCAUCUUUCAGGGCAGUGUGUCCACAGUGUUGGGCAUCAUUGCACUGGCAUUCGCACCCUCCUAUGUCUUCGUCACAUUCUUCAAGACUGUAUUCCUUGUUAUGUUAUUCGGUGCCACACAUGGAGUACUUCUGCUGCCAGUCCUCCUCUCCAUCACAGACCAGUGUCGCGGAAAGGGAAAGGCAUCCAACAAAUACAAGUCAUCCAAUUUAGGCCAUCAAAACAGUUCACCGUUUUUUGUGGGCGACAAACACUUCGACGGAAAGACUAUUAUGCAAAACGGAGCGCCCAUUUACAUCCCUCGGCCCACAUUCACCGAACUGUCUGUCGAGCAAAAGAUGACUUUCCGUCGACCCGAUGAUGACAUCGCCACCGCAUCCAAGAGUUCCGCCUCAUCUGAUGGCAGUGUUGUCGCUGAGAAAGACCUCGGAUUGGGUACCAGUGCUGAGGAAUGCAGUGAAGGCAGUUGGAAAGGCAGCAAAAGUCAGUCCAACAAUUUGGUUGUUACGAAGCAGUCAGAGAUCAACCAAAUGGUCGACACCCAGACGGCACCCAAUGUUUACGCAAAUAUGUUGAGAGACUGGUCUCAAGUGAGCGGAAAACAAAACUCAAGCGCCGGUCACACGAACGACGGCUAUCUCAGCGAUAGUACCGACUUUUACGGCCAAUACUCGGCCAGAAACAAGAAGACGUCAAAGGGGUCGGUGCCGUCGACGAGUCAGCACAGGAUAUCGGUUUACCACCAAAUAUCUGACGCCACUUACGCCGACCGCAACGUAUGGGAGCGCCAGUCGACGCCCGCCACCAAAGCCAAGGCAAACAAGAAGAGUAAGAGUAAAGACCGGCUGGAGAACAGCUAUUUGGUUGAAGUUGAACCGACACAACCCACACAACACCGGCGCUCCGCUCACGAAGACCACAGACACCGAGAAAGGGAGAGUAGAGAGAGGGAGAGGUCGGCCCACAAUGACAUUGAUAUCCUGACCCCAAAUGUACAACAAAUCAUGUCUUCGCGAAUGGAUAGGAAUAUAAGCAACAGAUAUAAUGGUUUUCAUCCCCGAUAG
Oppiella nova is the source of this 2457-nucleotide messenger RNA. The record is from the annotation of a GenBank genome assembly. NCBI's taxonomy places the organism in Eukaryota, Metazoa, Arthropoda, Arachnida, Sarcoptiformes, Oppiidae.